This is a messenger RNA of Oldenlandia corymbosa var. corymbosa, 2740 nucleotides long. The record is from the annotation of a GenBank genome assembly. Lineage: Eukaryota; Viridiplantae; Streptophyta; Magnoliopsida; Gentianales; Rubiaceae.
ACUUAAUACUCUCUCUGUCUUAAAAUUAUUGUCCAGUUUGAGAUUUCACUUUUAGUACAAUUUGAACUAAAAAUAAAAACUUAAACUGGACAAUAAUUAUGAGACAGAGGGAGUAAUUGUUUUAAUUCGGACCUUGUUCCAAAAAAAAAUUAGUCCACAAACGAAAGGAUUAGGAAAAAAGACAGUCGAUCAAAUAAUAAUAAUAAUAAUAAUAAUAAUAAUAAUAUAAUUCCCGGAAGGGGGGGUUUUAUCUUUUGUCGAAUAGCACUUGAUCAGUUUGCUCUUAAAUGAUAGGAACUUCUGCUUCCUUUUUUAUUCUCUUCUCCAAUCUUCACAUCUCCCGGUUUCUCCCCUUUCCUCCAUAAUUCACACCCCAGUUGAAACUGUUCUUCCUCCAUUUUGUUUUGGGGUUUUACUUCUGCUCCCUCAAAUUUCAACUUUAACGACUGUAAAAAACAUUGUUGUUAAUCGACAUAUCAUAAAUAAUCCUCCUCCUCCUCCUCCUCCGUCUCUGUUAGCCUUAGAUAUAGUACUAUAUCAUGCUCCAGAGUUUGUUUUUCUCCCACCACUCCACUAUUCCUGAUAAUAAUACCACCACUACUUCUAAUCCUAUGCAGUCCAAACGUCCCGCCUCCACCGCCGGUCACCACCACCACAUCCACCACCUCGACGACGACGACGACGAUGACGACCGCCCUUCUUCUUCCUCUGCUCCUCCUCUCCUCAAACGCCCCCGCCGCCGCUCUUCUACUCUAUCCCCACACGACGAUGAGGAAGACGAAGGAGGUGUCAACAUCGCCGAGGACCCCCACGGCUCUUCUGCGGCGGCGGCGGCAGCCGGCGGCGGCGUCGGAGGAGGAGGAGAUACAGAGUCAACUGGGCUCCGGCUGCUGGGGCUACUCCUCCAAUGCGCGGAGUGCGUUGCCAUGGACAACCUCGAUGACGCCAGCAACCUGCUACCGGAAAUCGCGGAGCUCUCCUCUCCGUACGGCUCCUCCGCGGAGAGGGUGGCGGCGUACUUCUCCGACGCGCUCUCCGCCCGAAUCGUGAGCUCGUACUUGGGGACCUACGCGCCGCUGACCAUGAAAUCCCAGAGCCAGAAGCUCUUCAACGCCCUCCAGUCAUACAAUUCAAUCUGCCCGCUCAUCAAAUUCUCCCAUUUCACCGCCAAUCAGGCCAUCUUCCAAGCCCUCCACGGCGAGGAUCACGUCCACAUCAUCGACCUCGACAUCAUGCAGGGCCUUCAGUGGCCCGGCCUCUUUCACAUCCUCGCCUCCCGCCCCAGAAAGAUCAAAUCCCUCAAGAUCACCGGGCUCGGCUCCUCCAUGGACCUCCUCGACUCCACCGGCCGGCGUCUCUCCGAGUUCGCCGCCUCCCUGGGUCUCCCCUUCGAAUUCAACCCGGUUGAGGGCAAAAUGGGAAACGUAAAAGACCUGAGUCAACUCGGGGUGGUGAUCGGCGGCGGCGGCGGAGAAGCCGUGGUCGUCCACUGGAUGCACCAUUGUUUAUACGACAUCACCGGAAGCGAUUACGGGACGCUGAGCCUAUUGGGCCUGCUGAGGCCUAAACUGAUCACCAUCGUGGAACAGGACCUGAGCCACGGGGGGAAUUUCUUGGGCCGGUUCGUGGAGGCCCUGCAUUAUUACUCGGCCCUGUUUGAUGCGCUGGGGGACGGGGACGGAUCCGGUGGGGAGAGCGUAGAGAGGCACACGGUGGAGCAGCAGCUGUUGGGUUGCGAAAUCCGAAACAUCGUGGCGGUGGGCGGGCCGAAACGGACCGGGGAGCAGGAGGUGGAGAGGUGGGGGGAGCAGCUGAGUCGGGUCGGGUUCCGGCCGGUGUCUCUGGCGGGUAACCCGGCUGCUCAGGCUAGCUUGUUGCUCGGGAUGUUCCCCUGGAAAGGGUACACACUGGUGGAGGAGAACGGGUGCUUGAAGUUGGGAUGGAAGGAUCUGUCUUUGUUGACCGCCUCCGCUUGGCAGCCGUCCGAUUGAGUCUGAUCGUCUGUGUGUGUGUGGUGGAUGAUCAAUAAGAAUAAUUGAUUGAUUUUGAUCUAUGAUCUUUGAUCGAGUGAUUCAGAAUUUCCCCUGGGACCGAUAUAAUAUUAGAAGACAAUUUUCUAAUGAUGAACAGGAUGAGAAUGACGGGAUUGUAAACACGAGUUCGGAAGUUCAAUUAUCAGAAUACACUAAAACAAAUGCGAAGACGAUAGUAUUUAGUGUAUUGUUGCGUAACAUAAUUGGAGACGUAACAGAAAAUGAUAUAAUGGCAUUUAGGGACAACGCUUUCAUAGAUCAUGGAGAAACAGAAGUUUCUUCUGUUCUUUAUGAGAGGAUUUUUUGGGUUUUAGGUUUUGUUGUCGAAUGUACUUUUUUUUUUUUUUGGUAAAUCGAUUACUGCGGACAACGUCUUUGUGAAUCAGAGUAGAAAAGAGAAUAAAAAGUCGUUCCAAAUUGUAGAAUUUCCUCGUAAUUUUUUUUGUGAACUAUAAGAAUAGGUAGAAAAUAUUCAGCUGCCAAAUUUCCUCAUAAUCUCCCAUAACGGUGAGUCAGUCGAUAAGCCUUUCCGACUUCGAGUAAUUGGCAGCAAACCGGGCUUUUGUAACCUCUCUACCGGACGCCGGUAUUCUUUGAGCAAUAGAAUAUACGUGCGAGAAAAGAAAUGUGAUUCUUUGACCAACAAUGUAGGUACGAGAAAGAAUCCAUCGCAUGGCAAUAGUCAUUCUUACUUUCUAACAACUGAA